AUGGACAUCCCCAUUUAUAAAGGAGGAGAGGCCAAGUGCUCCUACAAGGUCAUGCACUGGUUAAUGACGGCACUGGAAGCUGAGUUGAAGAUCCCUCUCAUUUGCCCGGUGCCAAGAAAGAUGAACAGACCGGGCAAUAGAAAAAUAGCCAAAGAAGGAUCCAGUGAUUUGAAAUUCCAGAACUUCGCUCUGCCGAAAAAUAGGUCAUGGCCCGGAAUCGACAGUGCCACAGGACAGUACCAGACUAUUAACGAGCCUCCUCUUGAUAGUGAAAGGAAUUCCAUAGCAGUCCUGGCUGGAGCAAAAGGCCACACAGAUGGUGACUAUGAAGACCCUGAGCUUCACAUGGGAGAAGACUGGCAAUCAGUGAAAAUCUUACCAGCCAGGCCUAUUAAGGAAUCUGAAUAUGCAGAUACACGCUAUUUCAAGGGUAUGAUGGACACACCACUGUCUUUAGAUUCCAAGACCUCUCUCCCCACAGACAGGCAAACCUGGAUGAAGCUGGAAGAAGUGGAAAAACCCAUUUCCAAGGAUAUCAGAAAACAACAUGUUAAAGGAGACAAACCCACAAAAGGAAACAAGACACCUUUACCACCUCCUCGGCCGCCCGUCAAGCUUCCAAAGAAGUACCAGCCCCUACCCCCGGAGCCGCCGAGCAGCAGGCCACCAUUCCCUCAGAGGCACACCUUCCCCGAAGCGCAGAAAGGGGCCAGACAGAUAAGCUUAAAGAACUUAAGUGAGGUACUUGGAACAGAGAAAGUUCCUUAUCACCAGAUGAAGCCUGAAGUACCUCAUCUGGCACAAAACCAAAGUCCUCAAGAGAUUCCUCUUGCCAUUGCCAGCUCUUCAUUCAUGACACGCAACCCGACUGUGCAAAACCGAGAUCAUAAAGAAAGCAUGCCAUCCUAUGCUCCUCAGAGAUGUCAGUCUCCAGCCGGCUCUGGCCCUCAGGAAAAUCCACUACUUCAUAAAAUCACGAGCAGGAAGAAACCUUUCCCUGAAAGGUCUGAUGGCAAGGACGUCCAGCGCAACGAAUGGUACAUCGGAGAAUACAGUCGCCAGGCAGUGGAAGAGGCGUUACUGAAGGAGCACAAGGAUGGUACCUUCUUGGUCCGAGAUUGCUCUGCAAAAUCCAGGGCGGAGCCCUAUGUGUUGGCGGUGUUUUAUGGGAACAAGGUCUACAAUGUGAAAAUCCGCUUCUUGGAGAGGAAUCAGCAGUUUGCCCUGGGGACAGGACUCAGAGGAGAUGAGAAGUUUGACUCGGUGGAAGCCAUCAUUGAACACUACAAGUAUUUUCCUAUUAUACUUAUUGACGGGAAAGAUAAAACUGGGACCCACAGAGAGCAAUGUUACCUAACUCAGGCCCUCCCUGUCAACAGACACUUCUCACCUAGGUAG
Budorcas taxicolor (takin) is the source of this 1398-nucleotide messenger RNA. It is a transcript of the gene CLNK, whose product is annotated as cytokine dependent hematopoietic cell linker. Lineage: Eukaryota; Metazoa; Chordata; Mammalia; Artiodactyla; Bovidae. The transcript has 19 exons. The record is from RefSeq and is a predicted model, not a curated record. Gene Ontology annotation, biological process: intracellular signal transduction; cell surface receptor protein tyrosine kinase signaling pathway. The coding region runs from base 1 to 1398 and encodes 465 amino acids.